AUGGCUGCCCGGGAGGUUUCUCCAGAUGCGAGGGGCGGCGACGAGCCUGUCGGGAAAUACACUCUCUCACCCGGCGAUGAGACCCCCUCUACCCAGGUGCCCGAAUGGACCGAGGAGGAGGAGAGGCGACUUGUUGCAAGAGGAAACGCGUUGACCGACUUUUUCCUCGGCGACGUCGGCAUCACCCAGAACCAGUUCAACGUCGGUCAACAGCUACUGUCUGCUGGUAUCGUCGUGCUAGAAGUGAGUGCAUGUACCGACACGGACGAGGCGGCGAACAUGUACGCUGAUCAGCUGGGGGAGAAGAUUCCGAGCAACUAUGUCCUUUAUCGUAUCGGUCCAUCGGUAUGGAUCAGCGGCCAGAUAAUCGCCUGGGGGCUCGUCGCCAUCUUCCAAGCCUGGCAGAAGGGGUUGGGGGCAUUCCUCUCAACGCGACUCCUUCUAGGGUUAUGCGAGUCCGGUUUCAUCCCCGCCGGCCUAUUCACAAUCACACGGUACUAUAAACGAAGCGAGACGAGUAAACGGUUCUCCAUCUUCUUCCUGGGAAACAUGCUCGCUCAGGCUACAAGCGGGCUGAUCGCGUAUGGGGUACUCCAUAUGCGCGGAGUCGGGGGUCUGGCUGGUUGGCAGUGGCUAUUCGUCAGAGCUUCAAGAUGUUGCUUCGCAGCUGACGGACCAUUCCGGCACGUCAAGAUCGAGGGCCUCUUCACAAUCUUAGUCGGGAUCGUCUUCACCCUCUUCUUCCCGAAGAGCACCGCUGACCCGCGGUGUCUUGUCGGUAUCUCUUAUUUUGACGAACGAGAGAGCCGCAUACUUACCCAGAGAAUUACCCUUGACGAUGCCUCCAAGGCUGAGAGCAGGCGCAGCAUCUCCUGGGCAGAGAUGAGAGGGGCACGGACUCGCCCCGUCAUCUACAAUGGGGUCGUACGCGCCGUCACUUGUCAGCUCGUUUGGAUACGAGAGACUCCGGUCGAACGCGUUGGUCUCGAUUGGACAGUGGAUACAACUCGUCCUGAACAUCGUCUGGGGAGUCGCCGCGUGAGUGGUUCCGCACAUGGUGCGACGCUGGUGAUAUCCAGAGACGCUGCUGACUAUGCUGUCAGUGACAAACUCGGCCGGCGAGGGCCACUGGUGUCAUUCGCGAUGCUGCUCUGGUGGAUAUUUGCUUUGGUCAACCGGUUGCUGAUCUACUCAGACGACGACGGAAAACGAUUUGCCGUGCUGGUACUCGCCAUCUCAUUCUCUUCCAUCUGGCAUCCCGUCAACGGCUCAUGGAUGGCUCUGAAUGCGCGUUCGUCCGGGGAAAGAUCCAUCACUCUAGCGAUGUUUAUCAUGUCGGCAAACUGCUCCGGUAUCAUUGGAAGCCAGCUCUUCCAAGAGGCAGACGGACCUCUGUACAGGAUCGGCUGGAGCGCCAUUGUCGGCCUGGUCUCGCUGUCUCUCUUCCUCUCCUUGUGGGCAAACCUGCAGUACUGGGUGCUCAAUUGGCGUCUUGCGAGGAACGGCAAGUUGACAGAGGUCACUCGCUAUCGCUACUAG
Geosmithia morbida is the source of this 1539-nucleotide messenger RNA. RefSeq names its product Major Facilitator Superfamily. Gene Ontology annotation, cellular component: membrane. The record is from RefSeq and is a predicted model, not a curated record. The transcript has 9 exons. NCBI's taxonomy places the organism in Eukaryota, Fungi, Ascomycota, Sordariomycetes, Hypocreales, Bionectriaceae. The coding region runs from base 1 to 1539 and encodes 512 amino acids. Gene Ontology annotation, molecular function: transmembrane transporter activity.